AAAAAGGAAGUUUCACCAUCGACAGAAAGCUCUGUACCGGACACUAAAAGCCCUCAAACAUCGUCGUUUGAUUCCAGAGAAGAAGAUGCAGAGGAUGGCUCGAUUGGCAAUAAUACUCAUGUUGGUACUUCAUUUUGAAGCCAACAUCCACGGAGAAAUCGUCUACACAAGACCUGGAGAAAAUGCCUCUCUGCCUUGUGUUGGUCGAUCAUUUUCUGACCCAACUUGCUCAAACGUUGCUUGGCUUUUCAACAGAUAUUCAACUCUUCCUGAUGUUUGGAUAGACUUUAUUGGCAGGAGUUUGGACUCUGACUGCUCUUUGGUCGUGAAGAACGUCUCUGCUGAGGAUGUUGGACUUUACAAGUGUGGGGGGAGCGAGGAAGUAUAUCUGAAUCUUCUGACAAUCUCUCCAUCUCCACUAGAUGCUGAUCCAAUGAGGGACGGUGAGGUCAAGUUAAAGUGCUCUCUCUUUCGUCACAGUACACUCGGUUUUUGCCAAAAGGGCACCAUCCCCUGGGUGGAUGAGACGGGAACCGUGCUGCUGGAUGAAGAUGUCGGGUACCAUUUUCACGGACAGGAGAAAUGUGUCUCCUCUCUGACUGUGAGGCAGCAGAGCGGCCACAACAGGAAAUACACCUGUCGGUUUGAACAGCACAGCGGUACAAAGAUACAGUCUGACUACACACCUGACUUCCUAGGCGGGAACCAGACGGAAAUAUCCAAUCCAGAUAAUAUCACAGAUGUACCUCAUAGCUACGCCAUGUGGGCUGUGCGUAUUGCAGGAGUGGUCGUGAUUAUUGUUAGCGCCGUCCUAAUCAUCAAAAGGAUAUGUAACACAAACUGCAUUCUUAAGGACAAAAACAAAUUUAGGAAUGAUGAAUACAUCGAGUAUGACAAUGGGGGAGUCCGUCUUGCUAAUGCUAGGUGGCCCUGAUCAACAUCUUCAGCUCGUCAGAAACUCAAAAACCAUCAGGGAUUUCACACUUGGAGUUCAAACCAUUGACUCUUUUUACAUCUUAGUUUACAAUAUCUGUCUGACUGCUUUCUGUUUACACAACGACAGACAGUUUGACUGAUAAACAAAGAAAUAUCACAAACUUCGGCAUUAGCUAUUAGCUUUGAUUUUAUGCCAGCAUCAGCCAGCUCCAUGUAAAUGACAGGACGUUUCUCAGGAGGUGACGGAGACCAAAAAUGGAGCUAAAAGACAGUGAACGUACAAUACAUCAGAUUAACUCAAUUUAUAGGAUGAUGUUUUGCUGAAUGUGUAAAUAAAGAAGGUCUUUUAUGCUUUGGUUUUAAUAUGCAGAAGUGUUUUCACGCUGUUUGGGGAGUUUUCUUUCGUAAUGAAGGCACAUGAAUUGAUUAAUUGAGCUUCAAAUGAUUUUGAAUGACUGAAUUUUGUUUAGCUAAAAAUGUCUUGUAUUGUUUUUUCUCUUAUACAUUUGUAGUCUGUAGUCUGAUACCCCAUGUCCAAAAACAUAAACUUCUAUAAUUAGUUUUGAUCCUUCAGUGCUUUCCAUUUAUGUAUAUGUGGGAAAUACUGUCAAAGGGUGAAUGUCAUCGUGAGUUUAAAGACGGCAGUGUCCAUAUAUACCAACGUCUUCUCUGUUGUCAGAUUUCGUGUUUUAAUAAACAUUUAUUCAAA
Notothenia coriiceps (black rockcod) is the source of this 1645-nucleotide messenger RNA. RefSeq lists its product as uncharacterized. Gene Ontology annotation, biological process: positive regulation of ERK1 and ERK2 cascade; interleukin-15-mediated signaling pathway; T cell activation. The record is from RefSeq and is a predicted model, not a curated record. NCBI's taxonomy places the organism in Eukaryota, Metazoa, Chordata, Actinopteri, Perciformes, Nototheniidae. Bases 86 to 934 code for a protein of 282 amino acids. The transcript is spliced from 6 exons. Gene Ontology annotation, cellular component: membrane raft; external side of plasma membrane. Gene Ontology annotation, molecular function: MHC class II protein binding; protein tyrosine kinase binding.